CACUCGCUCGAUGAUCUUCAGCAACCGCACACCCUGGUCCACACGGAACUCCUCCCGACACACACACACACACACACACACACAAAGAGGAGGAAGAUGUGCGACGUGCAGCUGCUGCGGGAGUCGGUACAUGAGCGGAUCAGCGCCGCCGCCGAAGACUUCCUGCUGCAGCUGGAGAAAGGAGGAGAAACGGCUCGAGUCCCGGAGCUGAGAGCGAUGCUAACCGAGCGGCUAACGGCGGCGGCGGAGGAGAUCGUCGCGGUGUUCGAAGACAGAAUGGAGCGGUCCGAGCGGGAGAUCUGCUGCCUGAGGAGGCUGCUGGAGGCCGUGAUGAAGCCCGAACUCCGGCUGCACCGAGUUGUUUGUUCUGCAGACGUACAGCCGCUGAUGGUGAAUAAAGAAGAGGUUCCCCCUGAGCAGCAGCAGUGGAGCCCCCUUGUGGACCAGGAGGACCCAGAGCCCCCCCACAUUAAAGAGGAACAGGAUGAACCGUGGACCAAUCAGGAUGGAGUGCAGCUUCAACAACUUGAGCAGGCUGAUAUCAAGUUCACAUGGACUGCUGUCACUAUAAAGAGUGAAGAAGAUGAAGAGAAACCUGAGUUGUCACAGCUUCAUCAGGGUCAGACUGAGGAGAACAGAGCGGACUGUGGAGAACAAGAACCAGCCAGGAACUCAGGUCCUGAUGAACAUUUACAACAAGGUACUGAGGACAAGAAUGAAGACUCUUCUGAGUCUGAUGACAGUGAAGAUGAUUGGAUGCAGACCAGGGAACCUCCGUCUGGUUUAAAUACAAGAAAUAGCAAACAACCUAUAAGUGAUAUGAAAUGUAAAACUGGUAAGAAAGCAUUUGGUUGUUCUGAGUGUGAUAAAAGAUAUCUUCAAAAGCGCGAUCUAACUGAGCAUAUGAGGAUUCAUACAGGAGAGAAACCAUUUGGUUGUUCUGACUGUGGUCAAAGAUUCAGACGAAAGUGCUCUCUAACCAUACAUGUGAUGAUUCAUACAGGAGAGAAACCAUUUGGUUGUCCUGACUGUGGUCAAAGAUUCAGACAAAAGAGCGUUUUAACUGUACACAUGAGGACUCAUACAGUAGAGAAACCGUUUAGUUGCUCCGAGUGUGGGAAAAGAUUUUUUGAAAAGGGCGAUCUAACUGUACAUAUGAGGAGUCAUACAGGAGAGAAACCGUUUAGUUGCUCCGAGUGUGGGAAAGGAUUUCUUCAUAGUGGCGCUGUAACUGUUCACAUGAGGACUCAUACAGGAGAAAAACUGUUUAGUUGCUCCGAGUGUGGAAAAAGAUUUGUUAAAAAGGGCAAUCUAACUGAUCAUAUGAGGAUUCAUACAGGAGAGAGAUUUAGUUGCUCUGUGUGUGGUAAAAGAUUCAGACGAAACAGCGAGCUUACUGCACAUAUGAGAAUUCAUACAGGAGACAAACCGAUUAGUUGCUCCGAGUGUGGAAAAAGAUUUGUUAAAAAGGGCAAUCUAACUGAUCAUAUGAGGAUUCAUACAGGAGAGAGAUUUAGUUGCUCUGUGUGUGGUAAAAGAUUCAGACGAAACAGCGAGCUUACUGCACAUAUGAGGAUUCAUACAGGAGAGAAAGCACUUAGUUGCUCCUAGUGUUGUAAAAGAUUUAAGUUGCAUCGUUUGCAACAAAAUUAUUUAUUAAGAUUUGUCAGAAACUAUUCAUAUUAUACAUAUUCAUAGUUCACUUUUGUAAAUAGAGAAUUUAGAAUUCCCCCUUUCACCUGUCUUUAUCAGUUAAACAAUUUUUCUCCCUAGUAAAAAUAACUCAUUGAAUAACAUGAAAGAUUUGUGUUGAUAUUUCUUGUUUCUACUGAUUUGAUUUAUGCCAUAUAUAUUACAUACCCAUAUAUACUGAAUGUAAUUUUCAUAAUGUCCUCCGUGUCUGGUAAAAACUUUGCCCUUAAUUAACAGCUGAAUAUACAUAAGAGAAGUCAUACAGGAGAAAAACUAUAAAAUUGCUCCUAGUGUGGUAAAAUAUUUUAACUAAUGGGCAAUCUGUGUAUACGAUGAGUCAUAUAGCAGAUCAUUAUUUGACUUGCUCUGUGUGGAAAAAGAUUUAAUUGUAGUUACAAUUUAAAGAGACAUGAGGAUUCAUGUAGGAGAGAAAUUAAUCGUUUGCAACACAACAUUUAUAUAGAUCUAUCAGCAGCUAUCGAUAUUAUCCAUAAUCAUAGUUCACUGUUGUAAAAAGAGAAUUAAGAUCCCUCCACCUGUUUUUACCAGUUAAACAAUUUGAAUGUUCAUACAAAAUACAACUCAUUGAAUAACAUGAAAGAUUUGUGUUGAUAUUUCUUGUUUCUCCUGAAUUAUGCCUCAUAUAAUACACACCUAUACUGUGAAGGAAAUAAGUAUUUGAUCCCUUGCCGAUUUUUCAAGUUUGACCACUGACUAAUAAAUGAACAGUCAUUGUAACGGUCUGCUAAACCUGGCAGGUUAUGCAGAAUGUUUUAUUCUGUUAUAUGGGUUGGGCUUAUUUUGUUCUUUAUGUUCAACUAUGUGUUAUUUCAGUUAGUAAUUUGUUGUCUUUGUACACAUAGUGACUACCCUUGCAUAAAUACCUGAAGCUUUAGGGAGCGGACCAUUUUAUUAAACGCACCUAUCCCUCGCUUCAAGGCCAAGGCAAAUAUAACAACUGCUGUACAGCCGCGGCACAAGAAUAGUAGCAGCAAGAACGACAGGACGCUAGCAGAGGCAAUUCACAACCAUACAGACUUAACGAUUAAAGUUUAACAGCCCUCGCCGAGCGGAACAAGGUAAGGUAGCGGGUUCUAUUCACUUUGCUGCAGGUAGCGCGGAAUGGGAGUCGCUAUGUCACAUUAACUCGCCCAACAUUGUCUCACGUGGUUAUUUGUUUGUUUAUGUAUUUUAACGGUUGUAUUUGGCUUUUAUUGAAUAAUUAUGUUGCAUUUGGUUUCAUUUU
This is a messenger RNA of Limanda limanda (common dab), 2938 nucleotides long. Its product is annotated as gastrula zinc finger protein XlCGF57.1-like. Gene Ontology annotation, biological process: central nervous system development; regulation of transcription by RNA polymerase II. The record is from RefSeq and is a predicted model, not a curated record. The transcript has 2 exons. Gene Ontology annotation, cellular component: nucleus. Gene Ontology annotation, molecular function: DNA-binding transcription factor activity, RNA polymerase II-specific; RNA polymerase II cis-regulatory region sequence-specific DNA binding. Bases 97 to 1611 code for a protein of 504 amino acids. NCBI's taxonomy places the organism in Eukaryota, Metazoa, Chordata, Actinopteri, Pleuronectiformes, Pleuronectidae.